Molecule: messenger RNA, 3731 nt
Organism: Gigantopelta aegis
Lineage: Eukaryota; Metazoa; Mollusca; Gastropoda; Neomphalida; Peltospiridae
Product: macrophage mannose receptor 1-like
Exons: 5
Coding region: 326-1309 (327 amino acids)
Source: RefSeq, a predicted model, not a curated record
ACUGACGUCAAUCUGUUCCAAGUCAAUUACGUUCCAUUAAUAUUUAAUACACUGCCAUAUAGAUCAUUGAUUACUUUGAAGAUAUUGGCUUUUGCUUUUACAAAAAGAAAGACAAAACGAAAGAUCGACAGUUGUUAUGGAUCAAGACAUGUUCGUCAGUAUAAAGUGUUUUAAAAUCAUUAAAUAACUGUUUUCCUGAUUUUAAAAAAAUAUUUAAAACAAUAUAUGAUGCAGUCUAUCUACAUUUUCUUUCAUGUUUAAAGAAUCAGGUAAAUGAGUUUUUCGACAUAUUUAAAACAAGUGAAUCCUGACAAACAACUACAAGAUGAAAACAGUUGUACUUGUGUUAUGUUUUUCGUUGAAUGUUUUGUUACUCGUCAGUGGUUCGGUACGUACCUGUGCAAAUCUAGACUACUUCAGCUUUUUACGAAGGAACAGAGAUUUAAAUGCCUUUAUUUUAGACAUUAUAGAAAACAUUGGUAUUGUAGAAUGUGCGACAGAAUGCAAGCUCCGCAACAAGUGCAAAUCGAGCAGCUUUCAGCAUUCCAGUGGGAAAUGUAAACUUUUUGGAAUUACAAUCCAACAAGCAGGAAAUUCGGUUGUCACACAAACUGGAACAGAUAUGAGUGAUGAAUUAGACUGGCCUUCAAGAAUAGCAGGUCCUUGUGAAAAACACAGCUGUUCCAUUUACGAAGUGUGUAAACCGACGAGCAGAUACUCAAAGAAAUGUGUCAAAGCGUAUUGCCCGAGCCCGCCAACUGUUAACGACGGCCAACCUGCCUUCACCACAACCUACCAGACGAAAAAAGUAGGAAGUAAACUGUCCUAUUCUUGUGAUUUUAACUUCCAUCCAGUUGGUAACAGAACCUGUCUCCCAGAUGGCACAUGGUCCAACUUCAAAUGUGUAUUUGGUCACUGUCCGAUCGACGAUGGGUACAUACUACUUCAAAACGUGUGCAUCAAGGAGGACAGUGAUAAGAAACGAGUUGAUGAAGCACGUGCGAAAUGCAACCAGUCAGGUGACAGAUUGGUGGUCUUGGACACGGAGAAGAAAAAUGAAUUUGUCAGUGUCUACGUCGAUAGAACUAUCGGUCCAGCAUGGUACAUUAUUGGCCUGUCUGACGUGCAAACAGAGGGUGCGUUUGUCUGGGAGGACGGAAGUGUCGUCACAUUUUCAAAAUGGAGACCUGGAGAACCAAACGACUUGCGAGGAAAGGAAGAUUGUGUCGUGUUAAAGUCUCAGAUCAAGUCAUGGGUUGACAUCCGAUGCACACUCUCACUAAAGUACAUUUGUGAAAAACUACUCUGAGCAAGGUGGCCAUAUGUCUGGCUCGCCCUUUUCUCGACGUCUGUUGUUGUUUAUUGUGUGUUGUUGUUGUUGUUGUCGAUUGUUGUUGUUGUUGUUGACUUCCCGUGCACAGUCACAGAGAAGUACAUUUGUGAAAACCUACUCCGAGCAUGGUGGCAACAUUCCUAGCUCGCUCUUUUCUCGUGUGUUUGUUGCGUAAAACAAAUCUGAGCAUGGUGGUCAUAUGCCCGGCUCCCUCUUUUCUCGUGUGUUUGUUGGGUUAAACAAAUCUGAGCAUGGUGGCCAUAUGCCUGGCUUGCUCUUUUCUCAUGUGUUUUUUGGGUUAAACAAAUCUGAGCAUGAUGGCCAUAUGUCUGGCUCACUCUUUUCUCGUGGGUUUGUUGGGGAAAACAAAUCUGAGCAUGGUGGCCAUAUGCCUGGCUUGCUCUUUUCUCGUGUGUGUUUUUGGGUUAAACAAAUCUGAGCAUGAUGGCCAUAUGUCUGGCUCACUCUUUUCUCGUGGGUUUGUUGGGGAAAACAAAUCUGAGCAUGGUGGCCAUAUGCCUGGCUUGCUCUUUUCUCGUGUGUUUUUUGGGUUAAACAAAUCUGAGCAUGAUGGCCAUAUGUCUGGCUCGUUCUUUUCCCGUGUGUUUGUUUGGUAAACAAAAUCUGAGCAUGGUGGCCCUAUAUCAGGCUCGCUCUUUUCUCGUGUGUUUGUUGGGUAAAACAAAUCUGAGCAUGGUGGCCAUAUGCCUUGUUCACUCUUUCCUCAUGUGUUUGCUCGGAAAAACAAAUCUGAGCAUGGUGGCCCUAUGUCAGGCAGAACACGAUUUUACCGUGUCUACGGGUCGAGUAUCUGAAUUUUUGAAUGGAGAGGAAUAGUCUUUUAAAGUAUUAUUUUGACAUAUAGUUUCGUUGUCCGUAGGUAGGGCGUACUGCCUGUGUUGCUUCCGUGAUGGCUUAUCUAACAUAUUGGGUUGCAACCUGUUCUUUUCACUUGUUGUAGGUCGUCGUAAGUCGAUGGUAAACUUGCCAUAUGGUCUCUGGACAGCAUUAUCAUAAAACGACAUAAAGUGAUCACUGUCACUGGGGGUAAAUUUUUUCUCGCAAACAACUUUACUUCGUGUCUGUCAACGGGUAAAUUAAACAAACUUACAUAAUGAGAGUUGAGAGCAAUGUCACGUGACUUUUUGCCUCUUGGAAAUAGGUUUUGUAACAAUAGAAAAUUAGGAAAUAGAGGAGGUGGAGGAAGAGGAGGGAGAAUCUGAUGUAACCGUUCUCUCACAUUCGAGACACGAUGUGAACCCCAUGAUGAAUCGAAUUAAAAAUGACGUCAAAGCAAAUUCAUAGUUUAUAUAUUAUUUAAGGUUUAAACCCGCAUCAUCUUGAACUACGUUUAAAAAAAAAAAACGAGGGUUAUGAUUUUUAUUGUUCCCCCUUUCAAUCAGCCAAUUACAUUCCUUCAUAUAUGGUCGAGUCUAUUAUAAAUAGAAACAAGGGGUGAUGACGGACGAGUCUACCACGAAUGAAAGCAAUAUAUUUCUUAAUGGCGAUAUUGCAUCAAAACCCCAUUUUACCAAAACUCAGCGCAAAUUUCUUUUCUUCAAUUCCUAAAUGGAUAUAGCAAACACAAUUUAUUAAUUUUUAUGCAUCUAUCUAUAAUGAAUUGUCAUUAACGAAUGCAAAACAAAUCCCAUCUUUUAAAACCUUAAACUUUAAAAUACAAUAUUACUCUUUGGUCUGACAAAAAAAAAAUCAAUACCCAACCAUGGUCGGGUAUACAUAGCGCGCUACUACGUGAUUUCGCAUUCACUCGGGUGUGGUCGUAUCGAUUUUCCCGAACACCUGGCCCGUGUUAUUUGUAAAGGACCAUGUGACUCGCGCCGUUUGCUGUAUAUGGUAUUGAUUAUUAUCCACUGUUCUAGCUUAAUGAAUGAACUCAUCAACAGUUGAUUUAGUGCAAAAAGUCCGCCGACCUGUCCUCUACGCGGCUGGUCUGUGACGUCGUGCAUACAUUAGCAUAUUAAUUAAUGAUCGUGCAUGCUGAUGAGAAUCCUCAUUUGUGAGGAUUUCUGACCCCUAUUAAUAUACUACUAAGAUAUGUUUUGUUUUCCUUCUCUGAACAUUUGCCAUCUUUCAAAUCCUGAGUUUAGUUUUCUUCAAUUUGUCUUAUCUGCACUACUUUAUACUAAUAUGCAUAACGUUAAAUAUCAUUAAGAAGCCAUUAUAGUUUUAUAAAUUGUAGCUAGUAUUAAAUAUAGAUAUGUAUGAAGAAUUAGAUAUAAAUGUUAUUUAGUUUUAAAAUAAUGCUGUUCUAUUUAAUAUUUGGAAGGAAGGAGAUGUUUUAUUUAACGACGCACUCAACACAUUUUGUUGACGGUUAUAUGGCGUCAGACAUAUGGUUAAGGACCACACAGAUAUUGAUAGAGGAAACCCACUAUCG